AUGCCUCGUGGUGUCGAUAAGGAACACUUACCCACCAAAGUCUGCGAGGUGUGUGGACGUCCGUUUACGUGGCGAAAAAAGUGGGCUCGAUGCUGGAACCAGGUUUCGGUGUGCUCCAAGCGUUGUCAACAAGAGCGACGACACCAGAAACGACAAGAAAAAGCGUCAGACGCGGAUGGAAGCGUUUCCACGUUUUCGAGUGUCGCUUCGCAGGGUGCACGAGCACUGGCGCUUGCUGCACUGCGGUUUGCGAUCGUGGUGGGGUGUCGACAAGGGUCCAGCGCUGGGCGAACACUUGGCUGGUGUCCUUGGCGACUGGGCAUUCAUUGA
Messenger RNA from Cyanidioschyzon merolae strain 10D, 330 nucleotides. RefSeq lists its product as hypothetical. The coding region runs from base 1 to 330 and encodes 109 amino acids. NCBI's taxonomy places the organism in Eukaryota, Rhodophyta, Bangiophyceae, Cyanidiales, Cyanidiaceae. The transcript has a single exon. The record is from RefSeq and is a predicted model, not a curated record.